AUGAUUUGCACGAAGGAGGAGAAUCUCCUUUCAAGGAAGGAGGCAAGUCUUGGAACUAGCAUUGGACUAUUGUUACUACUUAUUUGUGCAUGCUGGGGCAUACAAAGUCAUAAGGAAACAGAGAGACAUCAGGCGCAAGAAAAUAAAGAGGUAGAGAAGUCCACCGACAAUUUUAGCGAGGAUAGGAAUCUUGGCCAGGGAGGUCAAGGUACUGUUUACAAAGGUAUGCUGGCUGAUGGAAGAAUUGUUGCUGUGAAAAAGUCUAAAAUAGUGGACAAAGGCGAACUUUCAGAAUUCAUCAAUGAGGAACAUCGUCUAUUUGACAUACUCGAUGCUCGAGUUUUGAUGGAGGGUUCUGAAACAGAGAUCAAGUUAAUUGCUAACCUUGCCAAAAGAUGCUUGAGUUUGAAUGGAAGGAACCGCCCUACAAUGAGAGAGGUCACAGCGGAGUUGGAGGCCCUUGAAAUUUCAGAAAAGACUGAAUAUUCUCCACAAAAGUUUGAACGGAGUGAAUUUUCGAAAAAAGAUUCAAUCGAGCAUUGGGAUGUUAUUAUAGGUCCAACAGGAACAUGGUCAGCUUCAGAUGAUGGUCCAACUUCGUCAUUACUUUAA
Molecule: messenger RNA, 612 nt
Organism: Prunus armeniaca (apricot)
Lineage: Eukaryota; Viridiplantae; Streptophyta; Magnoliopsida; Rosales; Rosaceae
Source: the annotation of a GenBank genome assembly